Molecule: messenger RNA, 607 nt
Organism: Drosophila albomicans
Lineage: Eukaryota; Metazoa; Arthropoda; Insecta; Diptera; Drosophilidae
Exons: 1
Coding region: 48-602 (184 amino acids)
Source: RefSeq, a predicted model, not a curated record
CAAUCCUCAGAACGUACUUCGAUCAACUACCGCGCAGUAUUCGCACAAUGUACUCUGCCAAGCAACUCUCGCUCCUCGCCCUCGUGCUCGCCCAGCUUCUGGCUGUCAUCCAGGGUGGCGUCAACGACAAUACGGAUAACUGGGUGGUUGCCGACAAGACGAAGAACUUCCCGGAGAACGCAGUUCUCGGUGGAUUCGAUUCUACUGGUUACAAUCUCUACGUUGGCCGCACUACUUCCGGAACUUCGAUCCUGCCUGUUCGCGUCAUAGCCGAAACCAGAGUUGCCACCUUCAACUCAGAUACUGCGGUCAGCACUGCAACCACCUACGACUUGCUGGUGUCCAAUGCAACCCUGAGCUAUAACUGGGUGCGCAGCUUCGAUGGCUACAGGGAGAGCAAUGCCGUCUCCGUCGGCACUAACUCCACCAACGAUCAGGUCUUCAUUUGCCGCGCCAGAGGCAACAGCGCUCAGAUUAUCGGCACCCUCUUCCCGGCUCAAAAGAAGUGCCUGAUCCGCUAUGGAACUCUGGCAAUGAAUAGUUACGACAAAUACGAGAUUUUGGUUCGUGAGCACAAGCCCCUCAACUGGAUUCCCUAUUAAUUAGA